GUCGCAACGCAGUGCAAAUUGGGAAUCGGGGAUGAGCUGGGCUGGCUUCCGUCCGGAAAGCGAUUCUUCCUCGAGUUGGUGGGAGAUGGGCCUUUGGCGAGGACGCCGGCGUUAGUGAAGUGCGCCGGGCUCCAAGAUGAAAAGAAACUGAGCAAUGGCACUGGUGGCAUUGGAGGAUUUAAGGAAUUUGCCCAGAGUCAUAUGAUAAAAAGAACUCCUUUUAAUGAAGUACACCAUUCAUUGCGGAAGUGGAAGAGUAGAGAUUAUUCAUCAUGCCUGCCGUGGCUUCAGUUCCUAAAGAACUCUACCUCAGUUCUUCACUAAAAGACCUCAAUAAGAAGACAGAAGUUAAACCAGAGAAAAUAAGCACUAAGAAUUAUGUACAGAGUGCCCUGAAGAUCUUCAAGACUGCAGAAGAAAGCAGAUUAGAUCGUGAUGAGGAAAGGGCCUAUGUGCUGUAUAUGAAAUAUGUGACUGUUUAUAAUCUUAUUAAAAAAAGGCCUGAUUUCAAGCAACAGCAGGACUACUUUCAUUCUAUACUUGGACCUGCAAACAUCAAAAAAGCUAUUGAAGAAGCCGAGAGACUCUCUGAAAGCCUUAAACUCAGAUAUGAAGAAGCUGAAGUUCGGAAAAAACUUGAAGAAAAGGACAGACAGGAGAAAGAGCAGCUGCAGAAACAGAAAAAGCAGGAAGCAGAAAGAGAGGAUGAUGGCACAUCAGAUAAAAGUUCUUUGGAAAAGGUACUGGAUGCCAAAGACAAAACCCAAAAGAUAAAUGGUGAAAAGAGUGAAAAAAAUGAGACUACAGAGAAAGGAGCAAUCACAGCGAAGGAGCUAUACACAAUGAUGAUGGAUAAAAACAUCAGCUUGAUUAUAAUGGAUGCUCGAAGAAUGCAGGAUUAUCUGGAUUCCCAUAUUUCAGAUUCUCUCAGUGUUCCUGAAGAAGCCAUCAGUCCAGGAGUCACUGCUAGUCGGAUUGAAGCAAACCUCCCAGAUGAUUCUAAAGACACAUGGAAGAAGAGGGGGAGUGUGGAUUAUGUGGUCCUUCUUGACUGGUUUAGUUCUGCAAAAGAUUUACAACUUGGGACAACUCUACGGAGUCUGAAAGAUGCACUUUUCAAGUGGGAAAGUAAAGCUGUCCUGCACAAGGAACCUUUGGUUUUAGAAGGAGGCUAUGAAAACUGGCUCCUUUGUUAUCCACAGUAUACAACAAAUGCUAAAGUUACGCCACCCCCACGAGGCAAGAAUGAAGAGGUGUCUGUCUCAUUGGACUUUACUUACCCUUCACUGGAAGACUCAGUUCCUUCUAAACCUACUGCCCAGAUGAUACCUCCUAUAGAAAUCAGUGAAAAUACAGAAUUGAUAAACAGUCAAAAUGAGAGAAUGGGACCACUGAAUAUAUCAGCUCCAGUUGAACCAAUUGCUGCUUCUAAAUCUGAUGUCUCACCCAUAAUUCAGCCAGUGCCUAUUUUAAAGAAUAUUCCACAGAUUGAUCGUACUAAGAAACCGGCAAUCAAAUUGCCUGAAGAUCAUAGAAUAAAAUCUGAAAGUACAGAUCAUGAGGAACAGUCUCCUCAGAGUGAAAAAGUUGUUCCUGAUCGUUCCACAAAACCGGUAUUUCCCCCUCCAACUGCCAUGUUAACAGAUGAAGAAAAAGCUCGUAUUCAUGCAGAAACUGCUCUUCUAAUGGAAAAAAACAAACAAGAAAAAGAACUUAGAGAAAGGCAGCAAGAGGAGCAAAAAGAGAGACUGAGGAGGGAAGAACAAGAACAAAAAGACAGAAAGGAACAAGAAGCUGAAGAAAAUGAAAUCACAGAGAAGCAACAAAAAGCAGAACAAAUGGAGAGGAAAGAAAGUGAACAGGCCAGGAAAGAAGAUAAAGAAACUUCAGCAAAGAGGGUCAGAGAAAUAACAGGAAUAAAAAGACAAAGUAAAAGUGAACAUGAGACUACUGAUGCCAAGAAAUCUGUAGAAGAUAGGGGGAAAAGGUGUCCAACCCCAGAAGUGCAGAAGAGGUCAACAGGAGAUGUGCCUCAUGCCUCUGUGGCAGGAGAUUCAAGUUCAGGCAAGUCUCGAGAGCCUUUGACAAGAGCAAGAAGUGAAGAAAUGGGGAGGGUUGUACCAGGACUGCCAUCAGGCUGGGCCAAGUUUCUUGAUCCCAUCACUGGAACUUUUCGUUACUAUCAUUCGCCUACCAACACUGUUCAUAUGUAUCCACCGGAAAUGGCUCCUUCAUCCGCACCUCCUUCCACCCCUCCAACUCAUAAAGCCAAGCCACAGAUUCCUGCGGAGCGGGAUAGGGAACCAUCUAAACUGAAGCGCUCCUACUCCUCCCCAGAUAUCACCCAGGCCAUUCAAGAGGAAGAGAAGAGGAGGCCAACAGUAACUCCAGCAGUUAAUCGGGAAAACAAGCCAACAAGCUAUCCGAAAGCUGAGAUCACAAGGCUUUCUGCUUCUCAAAUUCGGAACCUCAAUCCUGUUUUUGGAGGAUCUGGACCAGCUCUCACUGGACUUCGUAAUUUAGGAAAUACUUGUUACAUGAACUCAAUACUACAGUGCCUGUGUAAUACGCCACAUCUGGCUGAUUAUUUCAACCGCAACUGUUACCAGGAUGAUAUUAAUAGGUCAAAUUUGUUGGGACAUAAAGGUGAAGUGGCGGAAGAAUUUGGCAUAAUCAUGAAAGCCCUGUGGACAGGACAGUACCGGUACAUCAGUCCAAAAGACUUUAAAAUCACCAUUGGGAAGAUCAAUGACCAGUUUGCAGGAUACAGCCAGCAAGAUUCACAAGAACUGCUUCUGUUCCUAAUGGAUGGUCUCCAUGAAGAUCUUAAUAAAGCUGAUAAUCGGAAGAGACAUAAAGAAGAAAAUAAUGAUCAUCUUGAUGACUUUAAAGCUGCAGAACAUGCAUGGCAGAAACACAAGCAGCUCAAUGAAUCUAUCAUUGUUGCACUUUUUCAGGGUCAAUUCAAAUCCACAGUACAGUGCCUCACCUGUCACAAAAAGUCUAGGACAUUUGAGGCCUUCAUGUAUUUGUCUCUCCCACUAGCAUCUACAAGUAAAUGUACAUUACAGGAUUGCCUUAGGUUAUUUUCCAAAGAAGAAAAACUCACAGAUAACAACAGGUUUUACUGCAGUCAUUGCAGAGCUCGUCGGGAUUCCCUAAAAAAGAUAGAAAUCUGGAAGCUGCCACCUGUGCUUUUAGUGCAUCUGAAACGUUUUUCCUAUGAUGGCAGGUGGAAGCAAAAAUUACAGACGUCUGUGGACUUUCCAUUAGAAAAUCUUGACUUGUCGCAGUAUCUUAUUGGCCCAAAGAACAAUCUGAAGAAAUACAACUUGUUUUCUGUUUCAAAUCACUACGGUGGCCUGGAUGGUGGCCACUACACUGCCUAUUGUAAAAAUGCAGCAAGACAGCGGUGGUUUAAAUUUGAUGAUCACGAGGUUUCUGAUAUUUCCAUUUCUUCGGUGAAAUCUUCAGCAGCUUAUAUCCUCUUUUAUACGUCACUGGGACCACGAAUAACUGAUGUAGCCACAUAAGGAAAAGUAGGUUUUAAGCUAGUUACCUUUUAACAGGCUGAGCAACACAACUCUUGGAAUUGCUUAUAAAGAUUCUGGAUAGGCAUCGCUGACCAUUUAAAGGACUUGUAGGACAAUGAGAGCUGUGUUACUAUACCAUAUACUUCUGGUCAGCGCUAUUAUCAAAAAACUGACCAAGAACAUUUAACAAGUAUUGCAGUAAGCAUUCCUUACAGGUACCAUUUAUUUCAAAACAAGUUUUUUAGUUUGCUCCAAAGUUAAAAUAAUUAACUAGCUAAGCAUUAUUAUUCUGCUGGUCUAAAAAUCAUUGUAUCCUUUAUUUUCCUAUUCACUGUUAUGGCCUUUUCACAUUUCUAAAUCCCAGCUUGAUCUAAUGAAUACUCUAGAAUGAUGUAAAGCAGAUAGGAAUGUAUGUGUAUAUAUUUAUUGCACACUUGCACAUCAAAUCAAUGUACAUAGUAUAAUAUGUGGUCCUUUUGUGAAGCCUAGAACUCAGAGGAUUGCUUCCCCACCGCCCUCCUUUUGGCCUAUUCUGAGUAACUGCAGUGCUUUCUUAGGGACAUGACAGGGCAAAGCUAUUUUUUGUUGGCUUUGGGCUGUAUUUGUGCACUAAAUCUUUAUUCUAAAAAAACAAAUGGAAACUUUUCUUUAAUUUUUUAAAUGAGAAUUUUCAUUUACACCUACAUUAAAAUCUUAAUGAGAAGAAUAAUUAAAAACUCUGUAAGUGUUCUGUCUUUAAUUUUAUAUUGUUAAACAGGACAGCAGAAUUAUAAUUUCUACACACCUAUAUCCCAAUACAGUGACUUAAAAUUUAGUACACUUACUCUGUUGUAUCACUUGAUUCCAUUCUUCCUUCACCUUGACCAUGAACUGCAUAUAGAACUCAUGAUUCUCUCAAGAAUUGAAAGUCAAAGUAGGAUAUAAAACCUUAACACCCAGGCAGACUUACUCUAUCAAGAGUAGUAGAGUUCUUAGGAUUAAGGUAAAAAGAUGACUGCAAAGUGAACUGAAUUAUAAACCACAUCUUUACAAACUGAUGCAUUAAAAGGGAUAGAGGAGCACAGAAUUUAUCAUUUACCUCAGGGACUCGGCUGUUACAGGUAAAGUCAAUGUAAACACUCCAUAUAAAAAUAAGAUUCUAAAGGUGCUCCUGAAAGAUGUCACCAUUAGUGGAUUCCCAGGAAGAAGAUGAAAGAAUCGGUUUUGAAUUGUGAAGUGGACGACUUUUCAUGUUCUGCAAUUAGUCUGAGUGACAUAGCUUCUUGACUAAAUUAUCAGAACAAUUAAUAUUUUCAGAUCACAGAGCCACUUGAACAAAAGUUAUUUUGGUUUAGCUCCAUGAAGUAUCUUUGGAAAAUAAUUUGUUGGAUAUAUCUAAUUAUGAGAUAAUCUAUGAUAAAAAUACACAUUACUAAUGCAUUUUGAAAUAUGCACACAGUACAUAAUCUGAGUGCUAUAAAGGUCCCCAUCUGUUAGUAGUGCAUCAUUUUUUUGCUGCCUUUUUCAAUGGACUGGGACCCAUGUUUGUUACAGACUUACCAUGUAAAAGGUUGCAUAAUAUGCCAGAAACAUUUAAAAAUGUCAGUGAAUGCAAGUAAGUUGCAAGAGUUUUAAUGACAAAGCAAAACUUAAGUACCAGGUUCUCACUGCUAGUUUUGCAAUUUUCAGGAAACACCAUUUUCUUAGCUCUUGCAUUUUUGUCUAGGUAUAGAAAAGGGCUGACAGCUGUAGAACAGGAGAUAUGCUGCAGCAGUUUGGACUGAAGUAUCUGGAAUCUCACUGACUCGUGUGUCAUCAAAGCUGUACCAGGCCUGGGUCACUGAGUUCUUGCAGAAUGCAGUGUAGUGGCCACCAUCCAGAUCACCAAAAUGGUUCUGGGGGAAAGAGGAACGUCAGACUUAGUGUUUACAUUAAAAUACUUAACUGUUACAGCCAAAAAUGUAGGGCCACAAAAUAUUUUUAAUAAUUGUCCUUUAUACUGGAUUAAAAGAAAAUGACAAUUUUAAGUCAAAUCAUACAUAUAUAGCCUGACUGCUCUAUUUUUCAUGUCACUGAAAUGGUUAUACAUUAUGUUCAUUGACUAUUUAAUAGAAAAUGUUAUGAAACAGGAUAGUAUUUGACAGCAGCUAGUAUUUAUCAGUUAAUAUUGAGCACCUACCAUCAGUUCAGUUCAGUUGCUCAGUCAUGUCUGACUCUUUGCAACCCUGUGGACUGCAGCACGCCAGGCUUCCCUGUCCAUCACCAACUCCUGGAGCUUAUUCAAACUCAUGUCCAUUGAGUUGGUGAUGCCAUCCAACCAUCUCAUCCUCUGUCUUCCCCCUUCUCCUCCUGCCUUCAAUCUUUCCUAGCAUCAGGGUCUUUUCAAAUCAGUUCUUUGUAUCAGGUGACCAAAGUACUGGAGUUUCAGCUUCAACAUCAGUCCUUCCAAUGACUAUUCAGGACUGAUUUCCUUUAGGAUGGACUGGUUGGAUCUCCUUGCAGUCAAAGGGACUCUCAAGAGUCUUCUCCAACACCAUAGUUCAAAAGCAUCAGUUCUUUGACACUCGGCUUUCUUUAUAGUCCAACUCUCAUAUCCAUACAUGACCACUGGAAAAACCGUAUUUUGACUAGAUGAACCUUUGUUGGCAAAGUAAUGUCUCUGGCUUUUUAAUAUGCUGUCUAGGUUGGUCAUAACUUUCCUUUCAAGGAGCAAAUAUCUUUUAAUUUCACGGCUGCAGUCACCAUCUGCAGUGAUUUUGGAGCCCCCCAAAAUAAAGUCUCUGUUUCCAUUGUUUCCCCAUCUACUUGCCAUGAAGUGAUGGGACCGGAUGCCAUGAUCUUAAGUUUUCUGAACGUUGACCUUUAAGCCAAUUUUUUCACUCUCCUCUCACUUUGAAGAGGCUCUUUAGUUCUUCACUUUCUGCCAUGAGGGUGGUGUUAACUGCAUACCUGUGGUUAUUGAUAUUUCUCCCAGCAAUCUUGAUUCCAGCUUGUGCUUUAUACAGCCCAGCAUUUCAUAUGAUGUACUCCGCAUAUAGGUUAAGUAAGCAGGGUGAUAAUAUACAGCCUUGAUAUACUCCUUUCCCAAUUUGGAACGAGUCUGUUUUUCCGUGUCCAGUUCUAACUGUUGCUUCUUGACUUGCAUACAGAUUUCUCAGGAGGCAGGUCAGGUGGUCUGGUAUUCCCAUCUGUUGAAGAAUUUUCCACAGUUUGUUGUGAUCCACACAGUCAAAGGAUUUGGCGUAGUUAAUAAAGCAGAAGUAAAUGUUUUUCUGGAACUCUUGUGCUUUUCAAUGAUCCAGUGGAUGUUGGCAAUUUGAUCUUUGGUUCCUCUGCCUUUUCUAAAUCCAGCUUGAACAUGUGGAAAUUCAUGGUUCACAUACUGUUGAAACCUGGCUUGGAUAAUUUUCAUGGUUCAUAUACUGUUGAAGCCUGGCUUGGAUAAUUUUGAGCAUUACUUUGCUAGCAUGUGAGGUGAGUGUAAUUGUGCAGUAGUUUGAACAUUCUUUGGCAUUGCCUUUCUUUGGGAUUGGAAUGAAAGCUGACCUUUUCCAGUCCUGUGGCCAGGUUCCAGGUAUCUCUUGGGAGUCAAGACUUGCCUGUUACUCCAAGAGAUACCUGGAGUCAAGAGCACCUACCAUACACAGACUAUUUAUUGAACAUCAAAGGAAAUUUUAAAAUAAUAAUCUCUCCUAAAUGAGUUUAUAGUGUAAUUUUGAAGACAGGCAUUAGACGUGAAAAAAGACCUUUAACAUGGCAACAAGACAUAAAAGGACUGCACAUUGUGACCACACAAUUUGAGGGAGGUGCACAGCAACAGCUCCCUCAGUCAUCCAAGGCCCAAAGAAGAACCUGUUCCAUUCAUCUUUCCAAUCCCAGUAGAGGAAUGUUUGAAACAAACGCAUUGGAGAACCUCAUUUCUCAGAAGUAGUAUGGCAUACAGCAGGAGUCAACAAACCAUAUUUGGCCAUGGGUCGGAGCCAGCCCACUGCCUGUUUCUGUAUGGCUCGUGAAUUAAGAAUGCAUUUUAUAUUUUUAAAUGGU
Dama dama (fallow deer) is the source of this 7556-nucleotide messenger RNA. It is a transcript of the gene USP8, whose product is annotated as ubiquitin specific peptidase 8. The coding region runs from base 273 to 3533 and encodes 1086 amino acids. Gene Ontology annotation, molecular function: cysteine-type deubiquitinase activity. NCBI's taxonomy places the organism in Eukaryota, Metazoa, Chordata, Mammalia, Artiodactyla, Cervidae. Gene Ontology annotation, biological process: protein K48-linked deubiquitination; protein K63-linked deubiquitination; endosome organization. Gene Ontology annotation, cellular component: dendritic spine; extrinsic component of endosome membrane; postsynaptic density. The transcript is spliced from 20 exons. The record is from RefSeq and is a predicted model, not a curated record.